UAAUAACAAUAAUAAUAAUAAUAAAAUGGUUCAUCACAGAGUUACUAUCAUUGGUUCUGGUCCUGCUGCUCAUACCGCUGCCAUCUAUUUAGCUAGAGCUGAAAUUAAACCAACCUUAUAUGAAGGUCUUUUAGCCAAUGGUAUUGCUGCCGGUGGUCAAUUAACCACUACUACUGAAAUUGAAAAUUUCCCAGGUUUCCCCCUCGGUAUUAAUGGUUCUACUUUAAUGGAUCAAAUGAGAGAACAAUCAAUUAGAUUCGGUACUGAUAUCAUUACUGAAACUGUGGCUAAAGUUGAUUUUUCUUCAAGACCAUUUAAAUUUUGGACUGAAUGGAAUGAAGAUUCAGAACCAAACACUACUGAUGCUAUCAUUGUCGCUACUGGUGCUUCUGCCAAAAGAAUGCAUAUUCCAGGUGAAGAAACUUAUUGGCAACAAGGUAUUUCUGCUUGUGCUGUUUGUGAUGGUGCUGUUCCAAUCUUUAGAAAUAAACCAUUAGCUGUGGUAGGUGGAGGUGAUUCUGCUUGUGAAGAAGCUUUAUUCUUAACUAAAUAUGGUUCUAAAGUUUAUCUUUUAGUUAGAAGAGAUCAAUUAAGAGCUUCAACCAUUAUGCAAAGAAGAGUUCAAAAUAAUGAAAAAUUAGAAAUCCUUUGGAAUUCUGAAGCUAAAGAAGCUAAAGGUAAUGGUAAAUUAUUAGAAUCAUUAUCAGUUUAUAAUAAUAAAACUAAAGAAACUACUGAUUUACCUGUUAAUGGUUUAUUCUAUGCUAUUGGUCAUACUCCAGCUACUAAAGUUUUUGGUAAUCAAUUAGAAACUGAUGAAGAUGGUUAUAUUAUUACUACUCCAGGUACUGCCAAUACUUCAAUCGAAGGGGUUUAUGCUGCUGGUGAUGUCCAAGAUAAGAAAUAUAGACAAGCUAUUACUUCAGCUGGGUCAGGUUGUAUGGCUGCUUUAGAUUGUGAAAAAUUCUUAUCUGAUCAAGAAUAAAUUUUAAGUUAAUUUUACAUACAUACAUACAUACAUAUAUACAUAACUAGAUUUUUAUCUUUUUUUUCCUUUCUCCUUAUAUAGCUUAUUAUUUGUC
Messenger RNA from Scheffersomyces coipomensis, 1082 nucleotides. It is a transcript of the gene TRR1, whose product is annotated as thioredoxin-disulfide reductase. Bases 26 to 985 code for a protein of 319 amino acids. NCBI's taxonomy places the organism in Eukaryota, Fungi, Ascomycota, Pichiomycetes, Serinales, Debaryomycetaceae. The record is from RefSeq and is a predicted model, not a curated record. The transcript has a single exon. Gene Ontology annotation, molecular function: thioredoxin-disulfide reductase (NADPH) activity. Gene Ontology annotation, cellular component: cytosol; cytoplasm. Gene Ontology annotation, biological process: removal of superoxide radicals; cell redox homeostasis.